GGGGAGUCAGGCUGGAAGUGGCUCCUCCCCCAAGUGGGCUGUUCCAUGACGGAGGGAUGGAAAAGUGAAGAGCGCCACUCUUAACGAGAACUAUGGCGAGGUGUCGUUUCCGGAAGUGCAUCGCUGCUCAGCUUUCACAUGUUUUGAAGAUUCCGCCAGAAAACCUGGUAAAAUCAAUCUCUGCUGUUCCAGUAUCCAAAAAUAGGCAAGCUGCUGAUUUCCAGUUUUUUAUGAGUUCUAUAUUAGAUACUAAUUCUACAGAUUAUACAACAUCGGAUAUUAAUCUUCAGGCGGAGAAGCUGGCAAACAAGCUAAAAUGUGAUGCAGUUGUGAGCAAAAUCAGCCCAGGCAAAGGAACAGUAGAUUUCACGAUAAAUCGAGACUUAUUAGCAAAGACAGUGUUGCAGCAGGUAUUUGAAGAUGGCUCUGAAUAUGGAAUAAAGAGCGAACUUUUCUCAGGAUUGCCAAACAAAAAGGUUCUGAUUGAUUUUAGUUCACCCAACAUUGCAAAGAAAUUUCAUGUCGGUCACCUGCGUUCUACAUUAAUAGGGAAUUUCAUAGCAAAUAUCAAUGAAGCGAUUGGACAUCAAGUAACAAGAAUAAAUUAUCUUGGAGACUGGGGCAUGCAGUUUGGUAUAUUGGGAGCUGGCUUCCAGUGGUUUGGUUCUGAAGAAAAGCUGAAAUCCAAUCCUUUGCAGCAUCUUUUUGAGGUUUAUGUACAGGUCAACAAAGCUUCAGAAGAGGAUGAAAAUAUUAAAACUCUGGCACAAGAUUUCUUCAGAAAAUUGGAAGCACAGGAAGAAAAGGCCUUGUCAUUGUGGCAACAUUUUAGAGAUGUUAGCGUUGAAGAAUAUGCUCGGGUGUAUAAGCGUCUGGGAAUCUACUUUAAUGAAUAUUCUGGAGAAUCAUUUUAUCAAGAGAAAAGUCAAGAAGUUCUAAAGAGGUUGGAUGCAAAAGGGCUUCUUACGAAAAUAGAAGGAGCAGGAAAAGUUCGUCUUUCUGAAAAUGGAGACCUGGUUACUGUGAUGCGUAGCGAUGGAACUUCGCUUUACUUAACAAGAGAUCUUGCUGCUGCCAUAGACCGAAUGGAAAAAUAUAAGCCUGAUGUUAUGUUAUAUGUCACAGAUAAAAGUCAAAGCUCUCAUUUUCAACAGAUGUUCCAGAUUCUGAAAUUACUUGGUUUCAGUUGGGCAGAAAGGUGCCAGCAUGUGCCCUUUGGGAGAAUUCACGGCAUGAAAACUCGAAAAGGAGAAGUGAUUUUCUUGGAAGAUGUUUUAAAUGAAACUUGUUCCCUGGUAUUAGAAAGACGUGCUUCUACAAAAACCACAAAAGAAUGUGACAAUCCUCCUGAGACCGCAGAACGGAUUGGGCUCGCAGCACUUAUCAUUCAGGACUUCAAAGGCCUCUUAUCAUCUGAUUAUCGGUUUAACUGGGAUCAGGUUCUUCAAAGCAAAGGCGAUACGGGGGUCUUCUUGCAAUAUACACAUGCCAGGCUGCAAAGUUUAGAAGAAAUGUGUGGUACUGUCAAUCAAGGCACUCCUGUCAACCCUGCUUGUUUACAAGAUCCACUAGCAAUAUCCUUACUUCAACAUCUUCUCAGAUAUGAUGAAAUUAUUUAUCAAUCUUCACAAGAUCAUCAGCCGAAGCAUAUUGUUAAAUACCUGUUUAAACUCAGUCAUUUAGUAUCGGCAGCUCACAGAAAUCUUCCUGUAAAGGGCAGCCCUCUGGAACUCGCUCAGGUAACAUUUAUUUUAUUUUAUUUAUUUAUUGAAUGUAUUGAGUGUAUAUGCCACCCACCUCAUGAUCCAGCUUACAAUACAAUCAUUCUUCUCAGUGUUCGAAUGUAAUUUGUUAUCCCUAAGCAGUAAACCCGGAGAAAAACCUCUUGUAGAAAGGUUGCUGUUGAAAGGUGGAAUAUGAGUUAAAGGAAUAGAUGAAUGGCAGGGUUUUGUAUCUGGAAGCAAGGGAACUGGAAGAUGAAAUAAGUCUACUGCAGUAGCUUAGCAGGUGGACUAGGAUGCUGUUCUUUUGAAGAUUGUCCCCGGGAGCUGUAAAUAUUGCUUAACAUUAAGUGGCCACAAAUCAAAACUCAGACUGGUCUUAUAGCCAUCAAUAGACAAUACAUGCAAAGUAUAAUUCAGAGUUAACAACUGACUGGGAGCUCUAGGAAUAGUCAGCCUGAAAUACUUGUAAUACUCCAGGUUGAAUAUUUUAGGUUGUGCAUCAUCAGCUAGAUACAGGGUAAAAACUAUUUCAUACCCUUGUAACUUCCUAAGAAAGACAGAAGGAAGCCUUCAAUGCAGCUGCUUUGUGCUACAUGAGCAGAAGUAACACAUAGAUGAUGUGCAUCAGUGAAAGGUUUUACCUGGAGCAGGACUUUGACAUCUCAGAAGCAGAGAGAGAAAACAAAUAAAAGUAUUAGAUGCAGUGUUGGGGUUUUUUUCCCACCGAGAUGAACUUGAUGUGCAUGAGAAGUCACUAAGCACACAAACAUCCAAGGAUAUGCAGGAAUAAGGUUAGUGAGCAUCAGGGAAAUAGAGGUACAUUGACGCAACAUGAAUAGGCGAUUUCUGAAGGUGGAGUCUAAGUCUCCCCAAAGAAAAAACUAAAGGGGGAAAGUUUCCUUGACCAAAUAAUGUGUACAAAAUCGGCUUUUAUGCUGAUGGGGGGGGGCAGGGUCUCUCAACCGCAGAUUUGGGGAAGUGGGAGAAGACACGGGAGGAAAUAAAAGAAGUAGAUUCUUCACAACGAUCAAGCUGCAGAAUUAUUGGUACAAAUGGGCAUUUUAAUAGCUCUUAUUCUCCAGCAGGAUGGCUGUAGAGUCCACUGGAUGGGUUCCAUGACAGCCUUCCCGACAGACUAGGUCAAAACUUUGGCCACACCCUUCCUUUGGGCGUGACUCCAGUUUUCACUUAGUCUCGUAGCCCGUUAGCAGCAGAAAAAUUAGCUCCGCAGAUAGUCAGAAAACUCUAAUUUUAUCUUAAUUUAGUAGUCAUCUGAAUUUCUCAGUGAACAUAAAACAUAUAAAAAAUAUUUUAUACUACCAUAGCAUGGAGCAGGGGGAGGGGGCAUGAAUAAGAUGCUGCUUUCAUAAGAUGACAAAAAUUACCAAUUCCUCUUCUUUAUCCCUCCCCCCCCACCUUUUU
Crotalus tigris (Tiger rattlesnake) is the source of this 3146-nucleotide messenger RNA. RefSeq names its product arginyl-tRNA synthetase 2, mitochondrial (gene RARS2). Gene Ontology annotation, biological process: mitochondrial translation; arginyl-tRNA aminoacylation. NCBI's taxonomy places the organism in Eukaryota, Metazoa, Chordata, Lepidosauria, Squamata, Viperidae. The transcript has 19 exons. Gene Ontology annotation, cellular component: cytoplasm; mitochondrion. Gene Ontology annotation, molecular function: ATP binding; arginine-tRNA ligase activity. The record is from RefSeq and is a predicted model, not a curated record. The coding region runs from base 93 to 1847 and encodes 584 amino acids.